Molecule: messenger RNA, 2127 nt
Organism: Oncorhynchus masou masou (cherry salmon)
Lineage: Eukaryota; Metazoa; Chordata; Actinopteri; Salmoniformes; Salmonidae
Product: actin-binding protein WASF1-like
Biological process (GO): actin cytoskeleton organization; positive regulation of Arp2/3 complex-mediated actin nucleation
Cellular component (GO): cytoskeleton; SCAR complex; lamellipodium
Molecular function (GO): Arp2/3 complex binding; actin binding; protein kinase A regulatory subunit binding
Source: RefSeq, a predicted model, not a curated record
AACAAUAGAAAGUGGUACGUACCAUCACAGUCUUUACGAUAGGUACAUUUCCCUACGAAGUCAAGAUUAUAUUUUCUACUUUGCAUUCAUAAAAUAGUUUCCUCGCCAGUGAAUUAAUCUUAAAAUCGAUUCUUGUAGUAUCUGUUGCAUUCGAUUGUGCCCCCUGGAGCCCUUCUGGGAGGGAAUAGUGCCUUGUUCCUUCGCUGCUGAACGUGAUUAAUUUCUCCCCGGCUAUGAUAACCAAAGCAUGGAAGUGGGUUGGAUUGGAUCUGUCAACUGAUAGAAACAGCGGCUUGUACUGUACUGUAGUAGGGAUGGCAAGAAUAUAGGAGGAAUUGAACAGACAUUUAAGGUGUGGUAGCCGAGGUCCAGGUAUCCCAGGAUGCCGUUGGUGAAGAGGAGUAUCGAGCCCAGGCACCUGUGCCACACGGUGCUGCCGCGGGGCAUUAAGAACGAGCUGGAGUGUGUGACCAAUGUGUCCCUAGCUAACGUCAUCCGACAGCUCAGCAGCCUCAGUAAGUACGCAGAGGAUCUUUUUGGGGAGCUGUUCAACGAGGCCCACUCCUUCUCCUUCCGGGUCAACUCCCUCCAGGAGCGCGUGGACCGCCUCUCUAUCAGCGUCACUCAGCUAGAUCCUAAGGAGGAGGAGCUAUCUCUCCAGGACAUUACUAUGAGGAAGGCAUUUAGGAGCUCCACCAUCCAGGACCAGCAGCUGUUUUCCCGCCAGUCGCUGCCCAUCCCCCUGCAGGAGACGUUUGACCUCUGCGAGCAGCCACCACCCCUCAACAUCCUCACACCCUACAGGGAUGAUGGUAAGGAGGGGCUGAAGUUCUACACAAACCCCUCCUACUUCUUUGACCUGUGGAGAGAGAAGAUGCUGCAGGACACGGAGGAUAAAAGGAAAGAGAAGAGGAAACAGAAGUUGCAGGACCCCGGCAUGUAUGAUCAGGUCUAUAGGUACUUAGACCUCCCAGGGCAGGUAAGGGGAAACGACCGUACUCUGGAGACUGAGAAGGUACCCCGGGCUCCUCACGACCGGAAGAAGGAGUGGCAGAAACUGGCGCUGGGGGCAGAGCUAGCUGAGGACGACUCUGAGGAGGCCUUGAAAGAAAGAGAGGCUAACGGCUCCGCCACCUACCACGACAGGUCUGGGGCUCCUAUGUACUUAGAAGGGAUGGACGGGCCGUUCUCCCUAGCAGCGCUGCCCUACAGUCAAAUGAACGAGCUGCUGAACCGUCCUGGGGACAGAAUGUACACGCGACCCCACGACCCCCCACCACUGCCCCCAAUGCACUCUCUGGGAGACAUCAAACCCCCCUCCUUGAUCAGCUCCAGUUCAGGUUUUUCAGACAGCAGACCCCAGUCUCCAGCACAGAUGCAUGGCUUCAAUUCCAACACCCCUCCCCCUCCACCUCCACCCUUGCCUCCUCCACCUCCCCUGCCUUCCAUGUCCAGCUCUGGCCCACGGGACACCCCUCCUCCCCCUAUCCCUCCUCUACCAGUCCAGCAGCAGCCCCCUGCCAUCCCCCCUCCCCCCGCCCCCCUCCAGAUUGCUCCUGGCGUCCUCCACCCUGCCCCUCCUCCCGUGGCUCCUCCCCUCCACCUCUCCUCCCCGGCACGCCUCCAACAGAUCCUGGACAAGGGCCCGCCCCCUCACCUAUCAGAUGGCACUGUACUGCCCCCGCCCCCUCCUCCUCCUCUGCCCCUCCCAGGAGCACGGAUCUCCUCCCCCUGCCCGCCAGGCCCGCCCCCCGUGCCUUCCUUCCUGUCAGGUGCCGUGGGUUCCCCAGCCUCUCACUCCAGUGGGAAGAAACAUUCUGCCAGCCUGCCGCCCAUCAGUGACGCACGCAGCGUCUUAUUGGAGGCCAUCCGCAAAGGUAUCCAGCUCAGGAAGGUGGAGGAGCAGAGGGAGCAGGAGGCAGCCAAACACGCGCGUGUGGGGAACGACGUGGCCACCAUCCUGUCCCGACGCAUCGCCGUCGAGUACUCCGACUCGGAGGAUGAGUCCGAGUUCGACGAGGGAGACUGGAUGGAGUGAACGAGAUGGAGGGAGAGGAGAAGAGAAGGGGACAGAGGGCAAAACUGUCACUCAACUGUACCCCCUUUUCGAGACGUCACAAGUUUGUC